AUGUACGUCGAGCCGGCGACUGUAGUCCACAUUCUGUCGAUUCUCGGAAGACUGACGUCGACUUGGCCUCCGGAUCCAAAAAUCUCCAGAGUAUCAAAGUUAGCAAGAGAAUUUUUAUGGAGCAUUUUCUUUUUGAACGUCAUCACGCUUCUUGUUCCGCUGAUGUUGGGCGCGUACUUCAAUAGGAAGGAAAUUAUUUCGAUGAUGAAGUCGCUGUCGGAAUUGACAGCCUUGGGCGACGUCUUUUUUAAUUUGCUGAUCUGCAAAAUCCAGCGGCAGCAAUUGCAUAUUUUGCUGACAGAAAUAUCAGACUACAUAAAAAUGUCAAAGGAAAACAAGAAGGUGAUUUUCCGAAAAUAUGUAAGCCGCUACUUUUCCUUUUGCGCUUUUGUGGGGCUCUCCUAUUUCCAAACGGCAAUUGCAUUUUCCUGCGGCCCGAUUUUUAUGAAGCAAAUUCUACCAGCAGACACUUGGUAUCCGUUUGACAUUAAACCUUUCUCGACCAGACACUACGUUAUUUACAUCCAGCAAAUUUUGGCAAUUUUGCAAACAGGGUUGGGAAUUACCGUGGAUUUUACGGUGGCGCUGUUGCUGAGCUACUCUUCGACAAGAUUAGAAAUUUUGUCACAAAAAUUAGAAGAGGUUUCUAGCAAUGAAGACCUCAAAAUUUGCAUUAUUGAACAUCAAAAUUGCAUACGGUUCGUAAAACAACUUUCGAAGCCAGUUAAAUACAUUAUUCUAAAAAGCAACGCAACAAUGGCAAUGGCGGUCAUUUUUGGCGCGAUUCCGCUCAUCUAUGCAAUACUGUCGCAAUUCAUUCUAAUGGUAGUCGGCGGAUGUUUGAGAUUGUAUAUUAGCGCUUGGCCAGCGGACGACUUGCGAGCGAUGAGCGAAAAAGUCGCCUGGUCGAUCUACAAAUCCGCGUGGAUCGGAAAAUCAAUGGAAAUGCAGAAAUCUACGUUGGCGAUGAUCCGUCGGGCCCAAAAACCUCUGGUAAUAUCUAUCGUCGGUGUUCUUCCAGCUCUCACUCUCCAAUUUUACGCAACAUUUCUGUCGAGUACUCUUUCGUACUUUAUGACUUUGCGCGCCGUACUCGGAGAAUAA
This is a messenger RNA of Cotesia congregata, 1104 nucleotides long. The record is from the annotation of a GenBank genome assembly. Lineage: Eukaryota; Metazoa; Arthropoda; Insecta; Hymenoptera; Braconidae.